AUGUGGUUGAGGAUGGGAAUUGUAGUUGGAAAUUUCUUCAAUAAGGGGUACAAAGGGGCAGGGUUGCAGAAGAGAGAGAUAGUGCGCGAAUGGUAUUGUGAAGGAAGAGUUUUGUAUAAUUCAAUGUACAAACAAAGGUCACCGACAAGCACAGACAGCAUCGCAGUCAUCAGCCCACCACUAGCACCUCUGAUACCAGUGACAGUACCGCGGAUACAUCGUAUUGCUGAUGUGUAUACCCUUUUAACCAUACUGCUAUGCUCGUGGUGCUACUGCGAAUAUUCCAGCUCUGUUGACCUAACGAUCGGAAAUGUCCUUUUUCAUUUUUGA
Messenger RNA from Brugia pahangi, 330 nucleotides. The record is from the annotation of a GenBank genome assembly. NCBI's taxonomy places the organism in Eukaryota, Metazoa, Nematoda, Chromadorea, Rhabditida, Onchocercidae.